CUGACACAGUCCCACCUCUCCACCCGGCUCUCUCUCAACUUCUGUGUGAACGUCAGCUGACUGCAAGGCUAAAAUCAAGAACACAUCAACACACAAAAAAACAUGUCCGUCCCAUCCAAGAAACGCUGGAAUCUCAGUUACACCGAACUUUCUGCAUAAGCAAAUGAAUACUCACGCCCAUAGUCGAUAGGCACAGAAAAUAAUAAAAAGCCUGUGGUGAGUUGAAAUAGAAGACGUCCUGUGUUUGAGAGCUGCUGUCACGUUGGGAAUUCUCUGUACCGACUACCCACCUCAGCUCACUUCUGCUCUUCCACACCUCGGCAAAAAGCUCCAGGACAGUGACGACUCCAGAAAGUUUCUGUUUCCACUUUAACUGUAUCCGAGACGGUGUGGGUUCCUGGCUGUGGGAGGACGUUGCGGCUGGAGCUCAGUGCAGUGCCCGACCCACGGCAGGAGAGCGGCAGGAACCCCGCGUCUCCUUGGGAGACCGAGGUCCGCCACUCAGGAUGUGAGAGGGUUCCCGGACCACAGGCGCUUGGAAUUUCGCUUUAGGAAUGCUUUGGCUUUUAGUUUAUCUCGGUGAAGGGACACAAAUUUGAAAAAAAAAUGUUUCAGAGAAGGGAUUUCUCUCCGUUAACUUGACAUUAUGGGAUGUCAAGCUGCUUUCUCGAAUCCCAGGAACGACCCGGUGGAUUUCACGCUUAGCUCAUUACUUUCAAAGUAAGUUUAGCGCUUCAAGAGCUGCGCUUUUUUUUUAUCCCGUGGGUAAAAUGUGGGCUUCAGUUUCCUUUUUACUGUUGUGCUGGCGUUAUGUUGGUGUUUGCGCCUGUAAAUCCCACUAUCCAGCCCUGUUUCUGGUCCCACUUCCCCAGACACCCCAUAAUGAGCAGUGAGAGCACAGUACUGUGUUUGUCGGGGGAGGGGGUCAGAAGGUCGCUUGGUCUUCUCUUGCUUACAGUUCAUUCUCAGGGCUUCGAGAUCGUAGACACAGCGAGCUAAAACAGCGCGCUUUUAAAUACGGGGAAUCAGGUCUGUCGUUUUAACCGCGCAAAAAGAGACACAGUCCCCCCCAAAACAAAACUUCCUGAAUCCCAUUUCAGUUUGCAAUGGCAGGGUGCAUAGCGAUCAUGUGAAGCUGCCGGGGUCGUGUAGGGGUGAGUCUGACGAAUGUUCUUGGGGCAGAUAUUUCGAUGAGUUACUCGCUUCUUAAGGAGUUUGGCGAAGGAAAGCAACGAAGCCAAGUGUCAAAAGGGGGACGUGGCGGCACAUCUCUUUCAAGAAUGAGAACGGGACUUUCUUUUUCUUAAAAAAAAAUAGAAGUUGAACCAGCAGCAGCACUCCUUAUACGAACAGGACCUGGGUAGGUGGGGCUGAGAAUUCUGGAAGAAAACACGUUGGGAACAUUCAGCAGCUCAGCACCUGAAGGUGAGAGAAACUGAGCUCACAUUGCAGAGCUAAUGCCCUUUCACAGAGAGUUGUGCGCUAUAGGACACCCUGUUCCCUCUGAGCCCCUAAACAUGCUUCACAUUACCAAGUGCCCUUUCCCUUUUGGCCUUGCUUAUUGAUUUUGAAUCUGCAGUGUCUCCAUGUAACUCCCCUCCUGUCUGUGCACAGAUGACUUUGCCACCGUCUGCAGCGGACUGAUUCACCAUGCCCAUCAUUUCCCGGAGCAGCGACAACGAUUACAGUAAUCUGAGCGACACGUCUUGCAGUUCCCUGAACCAUAUCGUCCCAGUAAGUCACUCGGAGGUGCCUCCUGUCAAGGGAGUCUUUUACCGGCGAUGCAGGCGGAUCCAGCAGCGGGGAGGGCUGAGCGACACUCCCCGGCACCGGCAGAGGCACCUCAUCGUCAAUGUGGGGGGCAGCAGGUACCUGCUGCCUUGGAGUACCCUGGACGCUUUCCCACUCACACGCCUGGGCAGGCUGAGGUUUUGCCGCAGCCGCGAGGAGAUCGUGCAGAUCUGCGACGACUAUGACGAGUCCACCCACGAGUUCUUCUUUGACCGGAACCCUUGCGCCUUUCGCAUGAUCCUGACUUUCAUCUCGGCCGGGAAGCUGCGCCUCCUGAGGGAGAUGUGCGCCCUGUCCUUCCAGGAGGAGCUGCUGUACUGGGGUCUGGAGGAGGGUCAGCUGGAGUGGUGCUGCCGCAGGAAACUGCUGCUCAAAGUUCGGGAGUUGGCCGAAAUCAGGAGGGGAGAGGACCUCGAGGCGGACAAAGAGAAAGCGAGUGCCCUGGCCGACGGCACAAAAUUGGGGUACUGCAUGGAAAAACUGAGAGACAUGGUGGAAAACCCCCAGUCAGGGAUUCCUGGGAAAGUGUUCGCCUGUCUGUCCAUUAUAUUUGUCACUAUAACAGUGAUUAGCAUUUGCAUCAGUACAGUGCCAGAACUGAGGACAGAAGAGGAAAGGGAUAAAUGUUCCCAGAGAUGCUAUAACAUGUUUAUAAUAGAAACCAUCUGUGUGGCUUGGUUCUCCUUGGAAUUUGUCCUUCGGUUUAUACAGGCACGAAGCAAAUGGCAGUUUCUGAGAAGCCCUCUGAACAUUAUUGACAUUUUGGCGAUCCUACCAUAUUAUGUUGCACUUGUAGUUGACAAAGGACCUGCUGACAGCAACAAACCUUCAGGAAGUAACAUCCAUUUAGAAAAAUUAGGCCUGGUCCUCCGAAUAUUGCGCGCCUUGAGAAUUCUGUAUGUCAUGCGCCUUGCUAGGCACUCCCUAGGACUUCAGACUUUGGGUCUUACAGUCCAUCGCAGCAUUCGUGAGUUUGGACUACUGCUCCUUUUCCUCUGUGUGUCAGUCACGCUAUUUGCACCACUGGUAUUCCUUGCAGAGAAUGAGAUGGGCAAAGGACAAGACUUCAGCAGUAUUCCUGCAUCUUACUGGUGGGCUAUCAUUUCCAUGACCACAGUUGGAUAUGGUGACAUGGUACCUCGAACGAUUCCUGGUCAAGUGAUAGCUCUGAGUAGCAUUCUUAGUGGGAUCUUAAUUAUGGCAUUUCCUGCAACAUCCAUUUUUCAUGCAUUUUCCCGUGCAUAUUUGGAGCUCAAACAAGAACAAGAAAAAGCACAGGCUCGUUUGAAGUGCAUCCAAAAGGCAGCAACGCAGGCAGAAAAUGAAGAAUUAAGUGACACAAAAAAUGCUUCUGCGGCCCCAGAUUGUUAAUGAAUUUAAUGACGUGGAGAAAAUAGUACUUUAAUAAUUUGUAAUUUUAUCAAUUUAUUCACUCAUGUUUCUUACUUGUGCUGUACUGCAUAGAAUAGAUACCCCAGAAACAGGCAAUUCAGCCCAUUGAGUAUGUGUUAGUGCUUAUACCUACAAGUCUCCUUCCAUCUCAUCUACCUCAACACAACCUUUCUAUAUAUCUUUCUAUUCAUUUCUUUUCUCAAGUGUCUUAAUAAUUUUAUUAACAGCUAAGCUAAUUGCCUCAACUACUUCCUGUAAUAGUGAGUUAACAUUCAACUUUCUAUCAACAUAAAGACAUUUCCCAUGCCUUUUUUGGAUUGAUUAGUAACUACUUUAUAUUUUUGCCCCUGUUGUUUUAGAUUCUCCCACAAGAGGAAAACAAUGGAUUUUGGUGGUGCUGGAAUUUAAAUUGUAAAGUGUCUGAAUGGGAAAUUCACUCUACCUCGAAACUACCACUUCUGGUUUUAACAAAACACUUCUUAUUUCGGAUGGGGCAGUCUCUAAAACCAUUUUAAGGAGUAAUUCUUCCAUUUUAAUAACUUUAACUGAUGUUGACUGGAUUUCCAAGGUCUUUAGAAAGCAGGCAAGUGAAAGGCCUAAAUCCAACAGGUGAAUGCCUUUACAGCACAGCUUGUGGAUUAGGAGUGUCAGCAAUAUUCCUUUACAAUUCGGCAAGCUUACACUGUGGAACUGCUGUGAUCCGUCUCAUCACUCAGACCCCACCGGCUUGUCAUUUCUAAUCCUUCAUAAUUGGUCUGUUUGACUAUUAUUUCCAACCCCAACAGUGAUCACCCAUUGAUCAUCCAUUCCACACCCUGCCAUAGUCCUGGCCAUCAACUCCAUCCUUCCAAAAAUUUCCCCCGCUGUUGGGUAGAACACGCAAAUUGAUUUUUUUUAACCCCCUUUCCCCAAUCCCCCACCACCACUUCCUCUUCUGCUGUAUGUUUCAGGAAUCCCGGGGAAAAUAAAUUAAAAGACAUUCUCCAGCAGGUGCUUCCAGGCUUUCCAUCCAGAUAUCUUCAAUCCACACUGCAGACACGCUAUUCCAUAAAUGUCCCUCCACACUGCAGACACGCUAUUCCAUAAAUGUCCCUCCACACUGCAGACUCGCUAUUCUAUAAAUAUCCCUCCACACUGCAGACACGCUAUUCCAUAAAUAUCCCUCCACACUGCAGACUUGCUAUUCCGUGAAUAUCCCUCCACAUUGCUGAUUUGCUAUUUCAUAAAUAUCAGGGCUAUUUAUCAUUAUAAAAAUUUCAAUAAUAAGUCCCUUAUGAUUUCUCCAUUCUUGAGAAAUAAGCCCCAAAUCUUUAAACUUUUCCAUAAUACCUCAGUUUAUGUCUUGAUAUUAACCGAGUAAAUCUUUUUCAUACUUUAUGUCGUACUUUUAUGUAUUCUUAUAGUAUCGAGAGCAGAACUGUGCGACUAUUGAAGGUAUCCUGAUUAGGAUCUUGUAUUAUAACUACUAUGUGUGAAUUCUAUACCCUCCAUCUUGCUUCAACCUAUGUCUUAAAAAUUAAGUCCGAAUGCUUUAUUAACAUUUUUGCUAACCUGUGAUGUUGCUUUCACUGUUUUGGUCACACAUGCCCCUGAAUCCCUUUGCAAUUUCUUUAUCCCAUUCAGUUCCUUAUUUCCUAAAGCUUCCUAUCUUUUUCUGCCAAAAUGCAUCACCUCACAGUUAUUUAUUUUGAAGUUCAUUCACGUUAACAUGUCCAGUCUGCAAUAUUUAUAAUGUCUUGUGUAACGCUGCAUUUUUCUGCACUGCCAGACAGCCAGUUUCACAGUAUCUUCAAAUUUUGGUGCUGAGUUUUAUGUUCUUAAGUCCAAAUUGUCAAUGUAAUGUAUGAAUAAUUGCAGUUCCAGCAUUGUUCCUUGUGCAACACCACAUCUUCCCUUUCCAUGAGCAAAAUAACUACACUUUACCUUUAUUCUUUGCUUUCUAAAUUUUAGCUACUUUUCUAUCAAAUCACUUAUUUGCCUGCUGACUUCAGAUGUCCUAAACUUUGCCACAAGCCCAACAAAGGAGCCGUCACCAAAGCAUUAUCAAAAUCUAAGCCUUUUUCAUCUAUUGUACUGCCCCGUCACCUCUUUCCGUUAUUGCUUCAAAGAAUUCUAUUAAUUUAGUUACAUAUUUUUUGCCUUUUGGAAUCCUUAUUGAAUAUUUUUAUUAUAUUUUCUGUCUCUAGAUUCUAAUUUAUCAUAUUUUUGUACAAAUUCCAGUGCCUUUCCUAUUUGGCUUAAAACUGACAGAUUUGUAGUUCCCAGGUUUUAUUCAUCUGCAUUUAGGUGUUGCUAGCCUUUAAGAACCAUUCCUGCUUUUAUAGAAUAGUAAUAGAUAUAAUAGCUAUUUUCUUUGCUAUUUCCUUUAUUGUUCCCUUUAAUAUUUCUGGAUGCAUUUUGCCUUAAAUUAGUGUCUUAUCCUUUGUUUAUAAUUUGUCAUUUAUCAAUUUUUGCUGCCAUUGAUCCUAAAUUUUUAAACUCAUCAUCCAUUCAUUGUUGUUCACAGUAAAAAAACUGAAGCAAAGUAGUUUUUUAUUUAACCUUCCUGCUUGACUUACAUAUGUUUAGUUUAGAUUCAAUGUUCCUCUGCUUAUUUAUUUUCCUAUGUGUCCCAUAAUUAAUUUGCUUGUAAAAUAAAAACCUAAAGAAGUGUGGAUGCUGUAAAUCAGGAACAAAAACAGAAGGUGCUGGAAAAUCUCAGCAGUUCUGGCAGCAUCUGAGGAGAAGAAGUCAGAGUUAAAUGAUUCGGGUUUUUUUAAUCACAGAUGCGGUCAGAUCUGCUGAGCUUUUCCAGCAACUUCUUUUUUAUUAUUUUGCUUGUUCUGGCCUUCAGUGUAUUGCAUUUUUCCUGAACUGCUUUGAUUACCCUUUGUAAAAAAAAAUCAAGAUUUUCAAUGUUUUGUCCCAGUUGAUUUCUUUAGUUUCACUUUUAUUUCCUCAAAACUUGCAUUUUCCUGCCGUAGACCUUUAUUUCUUUAAUUUUUCUUCUUUUUGUUAGCCUCAAACCUAACCUUGAAUCAUUUAAGAUUAUUAUCACCAGUAACUGCCCUUUUACUUCUACUUACCCAUUUGUUUUGGUUCAUUAAUUAUUGUAAGACCUGAGUGAUUAUUGUCUUGCUGAAUUGUUUUUUAUGGGUUCAGUAGGAAAUGAACCUUGUUUAAACUAAACUUUAUUCAAUGUUCUUCUUUCA
Molecule: messenger RNA, 6374 nt
Organism: Stegostoma tigrinum
Lineage: Eukaryota; Metazoa; Chordata; Chondrichthyes; Orectolobiformes; Stegostomatidae
Gene: kcng4a
Product: potassium voltage-gated channel, subfamily G, member 4a
Exons: 2
Coding region: 1651-3162 (503 amino acids)
Biological process (GO): protein homooligomerization; potassium ion transmembrane transport
Cellular component (GO): voltage-gated potassium channel complex; membrane
Molecular function (GO): delayed rectifier potassium channel activity
Source: RefSeq, a predicted model, not a curated record